Schizosaccharomyces octosporus yFS286 is the source of this 1263-nucleotide messenger RNA. Its product is annotated as cardiolipin-specific phospholipase. Gene Ontology annotation, cellular component: mitochondrial inner membrane. The transcript has a single exon. Bases 1 to 1263 code for a protein of 420 amino acids. Gene Ontology annotation, molecular function: A2-type glycerophospholipase activity. The record is from RefSeq and is a predicted model, not a curated record. Lineage: Eukaryota; Fungi; Ascomycota; Schizosaccharomycetes; Schizosaccharomycetales; Schizosaccharomycetaceae. Gene Ontology annotation, biological process: cardiolipin acyl-chain remodeling.
AUGUCUGAAGCUAAAGUCGCUAGUGUUAGCAAUUCAUCUGGUACUUCCAUGCCACAUACUCUAAGUAUGUCAUGGAGACAGUGGCGCACAGAGAGUAGUUCGGCGUAUGCUAAAAAAUGCGAGUUAGAGGUACUAAAUAAUGUUGAUUUCAUUCGUGAAAAUGAAAAAGACCUAGAUAGAUUGGUUGAGAUAUAUGAUUUUCCUCUUCGUGAUAAUGAAGAUUUGAUUCAUGAAUUGUGCGUCAGUGACAAAAAAACAGGAAAAACAAACAAGAAAAGCGUGGUUUAUUUACACGGAUAUGGUGCUGGUCUCGGAUUCUUCUUUCAAAACAUCGAUGAGUUAACAAAAGAAACCACAAAAACGCAUAAUAGUUAUUUUAUCGAUUGGCUGGGUAUGGGUAAUUCAUCUCGCCCGCCGUUUAAGCUGAAGGGAGCUAACGCAUCUGAGCGAGUGCAUGAAGCCGAAAGCUUUUUUGUGAAUUCGUUGGAAUGCUGGCGUGAAAAACAUAAAAUUGAGAGCAUGACUCUUGUAGGCCAUAGUCUUGGAGGAUAUUUAAGCACAGUUUAUGCAAUGCGUUACCCAGAUCGAGUUGAAAAACUUAUUUUAGUGAGCCCCGUUGGUAUUCCUGAGUGCCCGUACGCGACUGAUGACGACGCUGAAGAGUAUCCAAGCGUUGCUAAUUCGGCACUCCAUGCUAUGACGGAUGAUACCCCAAAAACGAAUGUAACAAAUGAAAUUUUACAAACGCAAGAUGAGACAUCUGGAAGAGCAUCUCCUGGUUCUAUCAAGCCAAGGAAUCCUCUUCCGCGAUGGGCUACCUUCCUAUGGGAACAAAAUGUAACACCGUUUGCUCUUUUGAGAUACAGUGGACCUUUAGGACCAAAGUUAACAAGUUUUUGGACUUCCAGGCGCUUUUCUAUCUUACCGGAUAAUAUAGCAAGGUCACUUCAUUCUUAUUGCUACUCCAUUUUUCGUUUAAAAGGAUCUAGUGAAUACGCCCUUGGAAGUUUACUAGCUCCUGGAGCUUUCGCUCGGAAGAGCAUUCAAAAUCGGUUGCACAGGGUUAAAUGCCGAACCAUUUUUAUGUAUGGUGAUAAAGAUUGGAUGGACGAUAUAGCUGGUCUAAAAGCAGUUGAGACUUUAUUGAAACAAAACGUUGAAGCUGAACACCACUAUAUCAUCAACGCAGGCCAUCACUGUUAUUUAGAUAACCCGAAAGACUUUAAUUUCUUGGUUUUAAAAGAGCUUCUUGAAAGAGCGUGA